Molecule: messenger RNA, 3158 nt
Organism: Hibiscus syriacus
Lineage: Eukaryota; Viridiplantae; Streptophyta; Magnoliopsida; Malvales; Malvaceae
Product: probable LRR receptor-like serine/threonine-protein kinase At1g67720
Biological process (GO): protein phosphorylation
Molecular function (GO): ATP binding; protein binding; protein kinase activity
Source: RefSeq, a predicted model, not a curated record
GAGAUGAACGUACAUUGCAUAAAAUGAUAAACUCAUCAAUCAGUGAAAGGUUAGUGGAGUAAAGAUGGGCUAGAUGCUGAACUAAAAACCCAGAAUUUUCUUUAUCAUUUACAGAAAAAAUUAUAAGUAAAAAAUAAAACAUCAAAAGAAUCAGUUUUGCCUUGUUGAUCUUCAAUGGCUUUAUUUACACAGUUAUUUCUACUGUAUUUCUACUUUAUAUUCUCUGUUGUAUCCCAAGUUUCAGAGUUUAUCAGUAUAGAUUGUGGAAGCACAAGUAAUUACACUGACCCGAGUACUGAGCUUUCAUGGACUUCGGACAUGGAUAUGAUGAAACACGGGACACGAGUGACGGUCGAGAAUCCGAAUGGGAACUCGAUGCAGCAUCAAACUCGGAGGGACUUCCCUUCGGACAACAAUAAGUACUGUUACAAUUUGAGCACCAAGGAGAGAAGAAGGUACCUUGUUCGUGCAACAUUUCAGUAUGGAAGCCCCGGAAAUGGUGAUGCAUACCCGAAAUUCGAGCUCUACUUGGAUGCAACUGAGUGGGCGACCGUGACGAUUCAAGAUGGCUCAAGAACAUAUGUGAAUGAGAUGAUCAUAAGGGCUCCCUCAGAUUCUAUUUAUGUCUGCAUAUGCUGUGCUACUACUGGUUUUCCUUUCAUUUCUACUCUUGAGCUUCGCCCCUUGAAUCUUUCCAUGUAUGCUACGGAUUUUGAGGACGAUUUCUUCUUGAAUGUUGCAUCUAGAGUGAACUUUGGUUCUUUAACUAAGGAUAUAGUGAGGUACCCAGAUGAUCCGUAUGACAGAUUUUGGGAGUCAGAUCUCAAUAGGAGGCAGAAUUUUCUUGUAGGAGCUGCACCUGGGUCUGAACGAAUCAAUACGUCAAAGAACGUUGAUAUAAGAACCAGAGAAUAUCCGCCUGUUAAAGUGAUGCAAACGGCAGUUGUUGGCACCGAAGGAGAGCUUAGCUACAGAUUAAACCUCGAAGGCUUCCCCGCCAACGCUCGAGCCUAUGCAUACUUCGCUGAAAUCGAAGAUUUGGCUCCGAAUGAAACCAGGAAAUUCAGACUGCGAGAGCCUUACAUCCCUGAUUAUAGCAAUGCUGUGGUAAACAUAGCUGAGAAUGCCAAUGGGAGCUACACUCUUUAUGAACCGAGUUACAUGAACGUCAGUCUCGAUUUUGUUCUGUCAUUCACCUUUUCCAAGGUGAAUGAUUCUACUAGAGGGCCACUCCUUAAUGCAAUUGAGAUAAGCAAAUACCAGCAGAUUGCUGCAAAAACCGACAGGCGAGAUGUGAACGCUCUCGACGCCAUUCGGAAUAUGGCUCCCGAAAGCGUUUGGGCGAACGAAGGAGGUGAUCCUUGUGUUCCUACCUGGACAUGGGUAAAUUGCAGCCCACCACCACCAAGAAUAACAAAAAUUGCACUGUCAGGACAGAAUCUGAAGGGCCAAAUUCCAUCUGAGAUUAAUCACAUGGAGGGAUUGAUCGAGUUGUGGUUGGACUCCAACUCCUUAACAGGGCCACUCCCUGAUAUGAGUAGCCUUAUCAGUCUGAAAAUUGUACAUCUGGAGAACAAUAAACUUAACGGUUCACUACCUUCAUACCUCGGUCGUUUGCCUAACUUGCAAGCAUUGUACAUAGAGAACAACUCGUUUUAUGGGGAAAUUCCUACAGCACUGCUAAGCAAGAAAAUAAAUUUCAACUAUGAAGGUAAUCCUGGACUACGUAACGAGGCGCAGAGGAAACUGCAUUUCAAGUUGAUAGUUGGGGCCUCAAUUGGAGUGCUUGGCUUGUUAAUUCUUUUCUUGGCAAGUUUGAUAUUGUUGCGCAAUAUCCGAAGGAAGACGUCUCCCCGAAAAUGCGAUGAAAACGGUAACCUACAAUCUGACCCCAAACAAUCAACAGCCUGCUCAAUAGCACGGGGCGGGCAUUUACUGGACGAAGGCUUGGCGUACUGUAUCUCACUCUCUGAUAUAGAAGAAGCAACUAACAAUUUUACCAAAAAGAUUGGUCAAGGAAGUUUUGGAUCUGUUUACUAUGGCAAAAUGAGAGAUGGAAAGGAGGUUGCUGUCAAGACGAUGAGUGAUUCAUCUAGCCAUUUGAAUAAGCAAUUUGUGACUGAGGUUGCCCUCUUAUCAAGGAUUCAUCAUAGAAACUUGGUUCCUCUAAUUGGAUACUGCGAAGAAGCUCAUCAACGGAUACUAGUUUACGAAUAUAUGCACAAUGGAACUUUGAGGGAUCAUAUACAUGGUUCAGUCAACCAGAAGCCGUUGGAUUGGCUUACUCGAUUACGGAUUGCAGAAGAUGCAGCUAAAGGCCUUGAAUACUUGCACACUGGCUGCAAUCCGAGUAUAAUUCACCGAGAUGUAAAAACAAGCAACAUUCUUCUAGACAUUAACAUGAGAGCAAAAGUGUCCGACUUCGGACUUUCGAGACAAGCUGAGGAAGAUUUAACCCAUGUAUCGAGUGUGGCACGAGGAACAGUUGGUUACCUCGAUCCCGAGUACUAUGCAAGUCAACAACUGACUGAAAAGAGUGAUGUUUAUAGUUUCGGGGUUGUUCUUCUGGAGCUUAUCUCCGGAAAGAAACCAGUAUCCGUAGAAAAUUUUGGUCCUGAACUUAACAUUGUUCACUGGGCAAGAUCCUUAAUAUGCAAAGGCGACGUAAUAAGCAUUGUAGAUCCAUUUCUGGUAGGAAAUGUGAAGAUUGAGUCGAUCUGGAGGAUUGCUGAAGUGGCUAUCCAAUGUGUCGAACAACGCGGAUACUCCCGCCCCAAGAUGCAGGAGAUCAUUUUGGCCAUACAAGAUGCAAUGAAGAUAGAGAAAGGGGAAGAAGGCAAUGCAAAGUUAGCUUGUGGUAGUUCCAAGGGACAAUCUUCCAGGAAAACUUUACUUGCAAGCUUUCUUGAAAUUGAGAGCCCCGAUUUCUCAAAUGGCAGCCUUGCCCCGUCUGCAAGAUGAUUUUGAAGCUCAGCCAGCUGAUAUAUUAUGGUGUAUGAUGAUAAUAUCAGUCAUUCAAAUCGAAGUAUGUAUAUUCGGAAUGAAAACAACUGUAACACAGGCUUACUGGUUUUAGAUACAUGCAAAGUUAGAUGGGAAUAGAACCCGGAUUUAGUCUAGUUGGUUCAUGAAUUUUACGUGUGGAGUUCGAUCUUAAA